Molecule: messenger RNA, 948 nt
Organism: Macadamia integrifolia
Lineage: Eukaryota; Viridiplantae; Streptophyta; Magnoliopsida; Proteales; Proteaceae
Product: acid phosphatase 1-like
Exons: 3
Coding region: 59-838 (259 amino acids)
Molecular function (GO): acid phosphatase activity
Source: RefSeq, a predicted model, not a curated record
UUCACCCCCCUCUUUUUUUUUUGUCAUUGUAAUCGGGAAUAGGAAGAAGAAGAAGAAAAUGGGAAGACAUCUGGGCUUAUUGCUGAGCUUGAUCUGUAGCCUACUUGUUGGGGUAGCAGUUGCAGAUUGGAACAUCUUGAACCAGAGGAUAGUGAAGAACAAAAAUGGGAUGAAGAUAACCCUCAAGAACUACUGUGAAGCUUGGAGGAUUAAUGUGGAGCUCCACAACAUUCGCAACUUCGAGGUUGUUCCAGAAGAAUGCACAGAUUACAUCGGCAAAUACAUGAGCUCCACUCAGUUUAAGGUGGAUUCCGCGAAAGCAAUCGAGGAAUGCACUAUCUAUCUCAGCACCACCUUCAAGUUGACUGGAGAUGGCAAGGAUGCCUGGGUUUUCGAUGUUGAUGAUACCCUCCUCUCCACUGUUCCUUAUUUCAAGAAGCAUCGUAAUGGGGGGGAGAAGUAUAACAUUACCUCUUUUGAAAAAUGGGUGUGGGAAAGGAAAGCUCCAGCUCUUGAGCACUCACUGAACCUCUUCAAACAGAUAAAAGGGAAAGGGAUGAAGAUCUUCAUAAUAUCUUCAAAAGGAGAGCACCUAAGGGAUCCCACUACUGACAACCUCUUUAAAGUUGGUUACACAGGGUGGUCUGGUCUCAUGCUAAGGAGUUGUGAGGACAAUGGCAAGACAGUGCAACAGUUCAAAGCUGAGCAGAGGAAAAUGCUGAUCAGUGAGGGCUAUCGUAUAUGGGGAAUGGUUGGAUCACAGUGGACCAGCCUCUUGGGACUUCCUACUGCCAUGAGAACAUUUAAGCUUCCCAAUUCCUUAUACUACAUUCCCUGAAAGGCCUCCAAUGGAAUGAGUUGGAUCAUAAACAGUAAUGGAUCAUUUCAGAUCCAAAUUAAAUGUGAAACUUCAACCAAUUUGACUCAACUUAGGCACCGUUUGACAAC